Ricinus communis (castor bean) is the source of this 2154-nucleotide messenger RNA. RefSeq lists its product as uncharacterized. Gene Ontology annotation, molecular function: protein binding. The transcript has 2 exons. The record is from RefSeq and is a predicted model, not a curated record. Lineage: Eukaryota; Viridiplantae; Streptophyta; Magnoliopsida; Malpighiales; Euphorbiaceae. Bases 408 to 1850 code for a protein of 480 amino acids. Gene Ontology annotation, biological process: cell-cell adhesion.
UCAUAUUUUUUACAAUAAAAUGAUACAAGCAUUCAAGGCAGUCUUAAAUGGCACAAUUUACUUCGUUAGAGGCAAAGUCACCAUAUAAAGUGCCAGAAACCAAAGAUUGAGCGAUGAAAUGGAGAAUCAACCCUCCAUGGCAUUAACCAGUUUCAUUCUUUCUUUAAUACCUUCCUGCCUUUCUUGAACCAUUCUUAGUCCACGCCUCAUUCUUAUAUUAGUCUAUUCUUUCUGUUUUAUUUCCCCUUUCAUUACCCCAAAAAAAAAAAAAAAAAAAAACAAAAGCAUUUUCCAAAUAAACCAGGCUUGUUCUUUUAGUCUAUAUAUAUAUAUAUAUACAUAUAAAACAAUUGCAACAAAAACAGAAAGAGGGCGGAGAGAGAAGUUGAUCAUUUCUUGAAACAAGAAUGCUUAAAUGGGAACAUGUUGUGUUGAUAGCAAUAGGUAUCAUAGUUCUUGCGAUCCUUAUUGUCGUGUUGAUUAGGCGGCGUUUAUGUUUCAAACAAGUUAGAGAUGUUGUUGUUGACACAGCAAGAACAAGACCAGAAAGAUUGCAAGAUGGGAUUGCAAAGCUUCAUCAAGGGAAUAAUACCAGUCUUCAUCAUCAGCUUGAAUUAGAUGGCAAAAGAAAAGGAAAUUAUUAUGUCUUCCGACGUGGGGUUCCGACAAGACCUUUGUUCAGUUGGGCUGAUCAUCCAUCACUCAUUACAGAUGCAGUUGAAAAUGGAUGGUCUAGAUUUGGUUUCACAGGUUUUAUGUCCUCCCCAUCUUCACGGUCAUCGUUGUUAGGCUUAUGUGCAGUUGGUGAUUAUGGAAGAGAAGCAGAGACAGAGAUAAGUUGGGAAGUAUGUCAAGGAUCAGCAGAUUUUAUGCAAAAAAUAAGGCUAAAUUCAGGGUUAAAGAAAAUUAAUGCAACUAAUAGUCCUCCUAUGUCUGCUGCUUCUGUAAUCAGGACUGGUUUGCCCUUACCAGGGCCUCCUUUGGGUAAUUCAGCUUUUCCUCAAGAAGCCUAUUUUGAGAUAACAGUUUUGUAUUGUCAAGGGAAUUAUCACGAUCAUUCUGUUGUCGCCAAGAUUAGAGAAGGCGAGAAGACUAAACUAAUCCAAGAAAAUUCUAACCACAGAAUGAAUUCAGAAUCUUUAGCACAUGUUACUAGUAGUCAUCGAUUUAACAAGUUUGAAGAACUGAAGCUUGCUACUGGUAAAGAUGAAGGCAAAGACGAAGCUGUUAUGUUAUCUUUAGGACUCACCACAGGAGGUUCUCUUCCUUUGAGACUUCCUGGAAGUUAUCCAGGAUCCAUAGGGUUCAACUCCAAUGGUUCUGUUUAUCUUGAUGGUAUUAAACUUGUGUUUGAAUCUGAAAAAGGAGACUGGGCAAGCAAGGACAAAGUAAUUGGGUGUGGUUUUGAUCCAAGGCAAAAGAAAGUAUUUUUCACAGUGGAUGCAGAGUUGGUGCAUGUAAUUAAUUGCAAGACAGAAGAAUUCGGGAGUCCAUUAUACCCAACAAUUGCAGCCAACAAUGACGUAUUAGUUCUUGUAAAUUUUGGACAAAGUGCAUUCAGUUAUGCACAGGCAAAUGCUCAGAGAACACCGAAUCCUUGCUUCAUUGGGCCGCUUGUAAAUUCACCUGCUCUGGGCUAUGAAGACAGUAAAGAACUAUUUUCAAUGGGCAGAAUUGAUUCUCAAUGGCUUAACAGAUGUACAACUAAAGCUAGCCUUCACAGCAGCAGCAACCACCACCACAAUGGUACUAGUAAUAAUCGAGCAGUUGAUUUCGAUGAAGAGUCUGAAGCAGAUUUGUUUGAAAUUGUACUGGAUGGCACCGGUAGAUCUCCAAAUAUAGUGUUAUAGAUUUAUAUACACACACACAAUCACUAACAAUUUUCUGCAUCAGUGUUUACUGUUUAUUCUUUCUGUGUGCAAGAGUGAUCAUGGAUUUUGCGAGGACCAUCAGAAUUCUUCUUCUGUCUUUGAUAGUUAACAUCAGAGAAAGAAAAUCUUUGGGAUAGGAUAGAUAGAAAACACGCUUUUCUGAGGACCAUUCUUUAUUGAUACAUAUUGUCUCUUUGAUGGGUUUUAUAUCAGGAAUAUACAAUCUUGUACAGUCGAUGCUAAUGUUCAUUGAAAUGUAAAUUGGUGGUCCUUAUUUCACAUA